This is a messenger RNA of Pantherophis guttatus, 2304 nucleotides long. It is a transcript of the gene HOXD13, whose product is annotated as homeobox D13. Gene Ontology annotation, biological process: regulation of DNA-templated transcription. Gene Ontology annotation, molecular function: DNA binding; DNA-binding transcription factor activity, RNA polymerase II-specific. Lineage: Eukaryota; Metazoa; Chordata; Lepidosauria; Squamata; Colubridae. The record is from RefSeq and is a predicted model, not a curated record.
UCCCAGUGUGGCCUUGGUUUUUAUAAACCAUCCCGGGCGCUCGGAGAGGGAGGCCGCCGCUCUGCCGCUCCUUCGCCCCGCGUCCCGUCCGACUCGCACGCCAUGAGCGCCUCUAGGCCUUCCCCUGAGGGCCAAGCCGGGGAGGAAGAGGAGCAGCAGCGGCGUCGGCGACGGAGGCAGCUGGAGCGGGGCUGCUUCGCGCGGGAAGCCUGAGCCGAGCAUCGGGCGCCCGGGAGAUGGAAGCGCUGCGCGGAGAGCCCGGGGCAGGCGGCGGGGGCUGCUCGCAGAGCCGAAACUUUCUCUCCGCUCCCAUCUUCGGGCCGUCGGCGCCGGGUUCGACGAGAUCGGGCUUCGUCUACGAGCGCUCGGGCCCGGGGACCGUGGCGCGCUCCACGCCGUCCUCGUCCUCUGAAACGCCGUCCUCGUCUAAGGACUGCACCGCCGGACUUCCUAUUGCGGCGGCGGCGGCGGCACCACCCUCGGCCACAACGGCCGCCGCCGCCCUGGGCUAUCCUCCAGGUUACCCCCCCUUUGGCCACGGUUACUACAGCUGCCGCAUGGCGCACGGCGUGGGGCUCCAGCAGAACGCCGCGCUGAAAGCGGCCCCGCACACCGCCUUCCCGGUGGAGAAGUACAUGGACGUGGCCGGCCUGGGAGCCGCCAGCACGACCUCGGGCGUCGGCAGCGACCCUUCCUCGCGGGCCAAGGAGGUCUCUUUCUACCAGAGCUAUGCGGCCACCGCCGGCCCCUACCAGCACGUGCCCCCCGGCUACCUGGACGUGGUUUCUAGUUUUGGACCGGCGGCCCCUUCGGGGGAACCCCGGCACGAGACCUACAUCUCCAUGGAGGGCUACCAGUCCUGGACUUUGGCUAACGGCUGGAACGGACAGGUGUACUGCUCUAAGGACCAGGCCCCGGGCUCCCACUUCUGGAAGUCUUCCUUCCCAGGGGAAGUUGCACUAAACCAGCCAGACCUGUGCGUGUACCGGCGCGGGCGGAAGAAGCGAGUGCCUUACACCAAGCUGCAGCUAAAGGAGCUGGAGAGCGAAUACGCCCUGAAUAAAUUCAUCAACAAGGACAAGCGGAGGCGGAUUUCUGCGGCCACCAAUCUCUCCGAAAGGCAGGUCACCAUCUGGUUCCAGAACCGCAGAGUCAAAGACAAGAAAAUCGUCUCCAAGCUGAAGGACACCGUGACUUGAUCCCAGGAGGCUUUACAGAGGGAGGCUGGCUGGGAGCAUCUUCCCUUCAAAAAAGGACUCUUGGAAAGACUUGAAAUAUAUUUAAGGUCUCCUUUGUGUUAAAGGGCAGAUCUGGGGAAGCGCUUCUGAUCAUGUUUGCAACUUCUGGAUUGUAAUGGAAUGCUGCAAGUUUUUAAGGCUCUGGUUUAAUCCCUUGGUCUUUUCUCCAUUGCUAUACUUUGUUAGGGUUUCUUCUUUUGUUUUUGUUUUUUCUUCUCUCCCUUCCCCCCUCCCAAAGAGCAGUGUAAGUAGCACAUCUGCAGUCACACACUUUUCAAUGGCUAUCGGGCUAAGAACAUUCAGGUGCUAAAAGGAGCUGGUAGGAUUGUGGGAGAGAGAUGUGUGAGCACACAAACAUAUUCCCUGAGGUGCCUGUGCCGUACUUUUUCCUCUGGUCCACCACCCCUAUUUAAUAAGGAUCAGGACAGAUAGAACAAUGGAGGUCCUGUUUCUCUGAGCCUGACUAGGUGGCUCAGUGGCUAAGACACUGAGCUUGUCGAUCAGAAAGGUUGACAGUUCGAAUCCAUAGUAUAGGUCUCCUGUGUGAGCAGGGGGUUGGACUAGAUGACCUCCAAGGUCCCUUCCAACUCUGUUACUGUAAUAAACUGUUAAACUCUGAUUGAGAUGCCAUGGCUUAAAAUCAAUGAAGCCCCCGACCCUCAUUUGUGACCAAUCUCACCCUCAUUUGUGACCAAUCUCGUGCUGUAAUGGAACGUAAUUUCAAUGGGAUCUUGGGCCUGAUUAACAACCUUUUCCAACCCUGGUCCCAACUGAGAUUCGUUCUAAACCAAAUGGCAUUGGAGUUUCAAAACUUUAAAAGCCAAUUGUGCCUAUAUGUUUAGCUAUAUAAAGAUGUGUAUAAAUCAAUGUGUAUUUUAAUAUAAAUAUUGUAUGCCCUGAUAUCUUCAUCACAAUCACAGUUGCCUUCAUUCACCCUUCUGGGCACUGGGAAAAAAAAUUGUCCAAAAGGUUGAACGCCACUGAUAGCUUUUGUUACUAAGGGAAACGGGUGUUAGUGAAAGAAGCAAUAAAUGCUAAACAGCUACAAGAGACUUGAGCAAUUGGA